GAAUCGAGGACCCUCAUUGUCAGUAUUAUUCGUCGAUAGAGUAGGUUGUGAGUUGCUGGUUGUUCAUUUUCGCGCUUUUUUUCUCCAUGUCUGUGUUGAUGGAUGGACUAUUUGGAUAAUUUGGGGCAAUACCGACGGUUGCACCACUCGCUUCUGAAUGGACUUUUGUUGUACAUGAGAUUAAGAAGAGGUUUGAUUGAUUCCCACUUAUCUGGCAUGAAGCCAUCAACGAGUAAAUGCGUGUCGAAAUAAUUGCCGAACGAAGAUGGCUGAAUUUUGUCCGCAUUCCAAUUGAUACGAUCGAUUCGCUUGAAUCCUUCGUCCGACACCUUGUACACGUAAUCCUGUGAAUUUUGGAUGAUCCACUGAGCUACGCGGAUGCUCACCAAUUUCUGAUCCAGGUACCAAUCCUCCGAGGCGAAUAUCACGCGAUUGUGGACUCGUUCACCAAAGAACUGCUGGAAAUAAUUCAGAAUACUUGCCGAGUCAUUUGCAAAAGACGAGUUGAUAUUGACGAUUUCUUUCCAGGUGGCUGCGCUAGCUCUUAUAUGACUCAUUGGCAGCAUUGGGUAGGAUUUUCCAUUGAAAGUGAAGGGCUCGCAACAUUGGCUGUGCACGAGAAUCAACGGCCGAUCGAUCCCAGGAGGAAAUUCCUUCAUAUUGGCCACAAAGAUCCUGGCCGUCUGGCUGAGCAUCAUUCGAUUUUCCACUUUGGCCGAGAUGAAGAUCACUGUAGCAUCCGGUUGUCUUUCCAGGUGAUCGAGGACGUAGGACAGAAUUGGGUGGACCCGCCACUCACUUUUCUCGCCGAUAAUCAAGACGAUGCUUUCGAAACCGAUCCUUUGCCACGCCAGAACAGUUAAUGGAAGACACAUCAAUUCGACUUGUAAUGAAGGCGCGGAUUUGAGAGGCCCCCAUCAAAAAGUGAUUGCUUAUUCCGUUUACGGCAAUUUGACUCAGCCGAAUGUAAAUCGGAGGUACUUGAAACCUCUGGUGGAAACAGCCAAAACGAUCCUCCGCGUUUACCCAGGAUGGAAUAUAAGGAUCUAUCACAAUUUAACGAGUCACGAUGAAUCCUGGCGACUUUUUCGAAAAACUUUUCAGGAAGCCGGAAGCCACAUCGAUUUGUGCAAUGCGACGCACAUUAUCCAGGAUCACAAACUGGGGAAAAUAUUCUCCAUGACAUGGCGCUGGUUGCCUUUGCUGGAUGACUUGGUGGACACGUUCAUGUCGAGAGAUGCCGACAGUCCGAUAAUACCCCGGGAGGAAGAUGCCGUUCGUGAGUGGUUGUCUGGCGAUAGAAUCUUUCACGUUAUGAGAGAUCACCCCAAGCACUGCGUUUCAAUGCUAGGAGGUUUGUGGGGAGUCAAACUUGAUCACGAACGUUUCAAAAUCACCAAUGCGGCAAAGAGAAUGUUGAAGAAGAAUCAUUUGCACACCUACGAUUACGACCAGACUUUGCUCUCAAGACACAUUUGGCCUAUAGCCAGAACUAAUGUGGUGGCUCACGAUAGUUACUGCUGUCAAUACUUUCCUCCUGCCCGGCCAUUUCCGACACUCAGAAUAGGUGGCGGUUUCGUUGGAAUGGUGGGCGAUUUGCCAGCCAAUGACAAUUCCACAGCUGCUGAAUGUCCGCAGCAGUGUCGUCCGAAAAACGCGUCAUCUGAGUGGCGGUAUUGUUGAAAGUUUAACCGCGAUGGAUUCCGUGAAUGAACAGCUCUAUACA
Daphnia pulicaria is the source of this 1726-nucleotide messenger RNA. RefSeq lists its product as uncharacterized. Lineage: Eukaryota; Metazoa; Arthropoda; Branchiopoda; Diplostraca; Daphniidae. The transcript has 7 exons. The record is from RefSeq and is a predicted model, not a curated record. Bases 823 to 1683 code for a protein of 286 amino acids.